Messenger RNA from Fundulus heteroclitus (mummichog), 2857 nucleotides. RefSeq names its product rho GTPase-activating protein 6. The record is from RefSeq and is a predicted model, not a curated record. Gene Ontology annotation, biological process: signal transduction. The transcript is spliced from 13 exons. The coding region runs from base 228 to 2588 and encodes 786 amino acids. Lineage: Eukaryota; Metazoa; Chordata; Actinopteri; Cyprinodontiformes; Fundulidae.
UCAACAUACUUCGUAGAAGCAUCACUGAGAUGUUGGGAGCAGGAAGCACUGACUCACAGCGCCGGGAGGCGGAGGAGGUGAUCUGAGAAUGCGGGCGCGCAUUUCAUAAUACUGGCAGACAGACGCUGCGAGCGCAGCACGGCGAACGGGAAACGCUUCACUGUCAGGCGUUCGGAUGAGGAGUUUUCCGAUCUCUGUCCAAUGUUACACGAGCAGCUGAGGGAGACAUGGCCGCGCAAGGACUGUUGAGCAGCGUUUUCUCCUGCUCGCUUAGCCCCAAAAGCAUUUCCAAGAAGAAGCUGAGGCAGACCCGGAGUUUGGACUCGACUUUGAUGCGGCACUGUGGCACCGAGGCUGAGGAGGCUCCGUAUAAGGGUGACAUCACCUGGAACACAUCGUUAGGACCCAGCGUCUGCCUGAAGCCGGUACCGCUGCAAAGCCUCUCAGAGCUGGAGAGGGUCCGUCUCCAGGAAGUUGCCUUCAGGCGACUGAUUCGGUGUCACGACCUGGGCUGCCACAUCACCAUUCCCAAAUAUGGCCACAAGCACAAGACGUCUCUCAGGAAGAAGCUGGAUUCGUUAUCUAAGGAAAAGAACAAAGACAAAGAGACUUCGCCGCAGACGUUCGGCAUACCGCUGUCGCACGUCAUAACCAACGACGUGCAAAGGCUGCGGCAUGACCACCUGCAGGAGGAGCACAGUAACCCCACUGAAUUGAUGCUAUCCUUCCUUCACCUGUCCUCUAGCUUCAAAAGGACUAACAAAGAGCUCUCCAGCAGCAACUCGUCGCUGAGCUCCACCCCCGAGAGCCAUAACGAAUCUCCCCUGCCCAGCACGCCAGACACGGCCUCACGAACAUCCAGGAGGGGUGGAGUGUCUGUGGAUUGCAUCACGGACCUGGACGAUAACCAGUCUCGGCUCUUGGAGGCCCUUCAGCUGUCCCUGCCGGACGAGGCAGCCGGGAACAGGAAAAAGAUCCACGACAAAAAGUUCAGCCUUAACCCCAUUUACCGACAAGUGCCGAGGAUAGUUGAUCUUUGCUGCCAGCACCUGGAAAAAAACGGCUUGCAGACCGUUGGAAUUUUCCGCAUCGGGAGUUCCAAGAAGAGAGUGCGACAGCUUCGUGAGGAGUUUAAUCAGGGGUGGGAAGUGCACUUUGAUGAUGAGCACUGCGUCCACGACGUCGCUGCUUUGUUGAAGAAAUUCCUCAGAGACCUGCCCGACCCGCUGCUGACAAGAGAGCUCUACACGGCUUUCAUCCACACGAUGCUGCUGGAUUAUUCCGAACAACAGAGUGCCAUCCAGCUCCUCGUGUUUCUGCUCCCUCCCUGCAACAGCGACACGCUGCAGCGCAUCCUCAGCUUGUUGUCCACCGUGUCCUCGCGCGCUGAAGACAGCCUGGACCCAGAGGGACGGAAGAUCCCAGGAAACAAGAUGACAUCACGCAAUUUGGCCACCAUCCUCGGUCCCAACCUGUUGCACAAGCAGAAGAACCCAGACAAAGAGUUUGCUGUUCAGAGUUUUGCACAUGCAGAGGAGAGUACAGCCAUCAUCAGCGUUGUCCAAAGGAUGAUCGAUGCCUAUGAUAUGCUGUUCAUGGUCCCUGCAGAUCUUCAGAAUGAGGUGCUGUUUAGUUUGCUUGAGACCGAUUCUGAUGUCGUCGAAUAUUUGCUGCGAAGAAAAGCCUCACAGUGCUCGGAUUCAGGCAUUCUCAGACCAGAGGACUCAUUUUCUCUGACUGAGAGCUGCAUGUCCAGUGACUCCCUCAAAGCAUCCAGCGGAGAGGUGUCCCCUUAUGACAAUAACUCUCCUGUGCUGUCAGAUCGACUGCUACUUAAGGACACAGAGGACAGCAGUUUGAACUCAGAUAGGGAUUCGAUACGCCCCAGGCAGUACAAGCUAAGUGACCGUUCCAAAGACGGAUCAGGAAGCACUUCGCCAACCCUUUCCGCUGACAAAGAUGCCUCAGCUGAUUGUUUCUGGGACACCUGGCAUGAACUGUUUGGGAAGGAUUUUAUCAGCCAUCAAUUUACUGCAGGCGGCUCCCUUGGAGAUGCCUCCGAAUGUGACUCGUAUGGAUCGUCGGAGGGACUGAGCAGUCACCAAGGCAACAACAAGCUGCCCAUCAGAGCGACACAAACACCAUUGGGCGUUUUGGAGAGCAGACCACACCUCCCAGCGACUUGCAGCAGCAGUGAUCCUUAUGACCACAGAGAAGAGAGGCAGCCAGAAUCAUUGCAUCAGUCACUGAGCAGCCAAUCAGGGGCUGUUAGCUCAGACAGCUCAGUACAAAGGACAGGACGCCCUCCAUGUCCAAUAUUUAUGGACAGAACAGAGGGUUUGUCUCCACGUCAGUGUUCUGGACCUUUAAGUGAAACUUCAAAUUCUCGCUGCGCACUCUCUGUCUUUAAACAUCAAGCUGAUGUCCAAACCUUGCUGCUGCCCCAGCAGAGCUCUGCCCUCCAGACUGUAGAUGCCGCAGAGAAAAAAUCUGGCCCUGACUGCUCUAACUUACAGACGGAGAAGUGGCAUGUGUGGCAGAUGAUGUCAAGUAAAAAUCCAGAAACCUUGCCAGAAAGUUUGGUGUGAAUCUCCCUUCUUUGACAACAGAAAAAGAUUAUGUAAUGACUGUUUAUUUAAAUGCUGUAGGAAAAAAAUCAACCUAUCUUUACCUUUUAUUAUUCAAAAUUUCUAGAGCCUUUUGACCAUUUUCAUAUGUUUGUUUUAAAUAUGACUAUUUUUGUUGUUUUUUAUGAUGUUAUUGUAUUAAUAAUGUUUUGUAGAAAUAUUUAAUACAGAGAAAAACUCAAUCAUGAAACAUCUGUAGACCAUGUCAUAAAUACACUGCUGUGAAAAAA